Messenger RNA from Phyllostomus discolor (pale spear-nosed bat), 1163 nucleotides. RefSeq names its product phospholipase A2 group XIIB (gene PLA2G12B). The transcript is spliced from 4 exons. Lineage: Eukaryota; Metazoa; Chordata; Mammalia; Chiroptera; Phyllostomidae. Gene Ontology annotation, cellular component: extracellular region. The record is from RefSeq and is a predicted model, not a curated record. Gene Ontology annotation, molecular function: A2-type glycerophospholipase activity; calcium ion binding. Gene Ontology annotation, biological process: arachidonate secretion; triglyceride homeostasis; lipid catabolic process. Bases 131 to 718 code for a protein of 195 amino acids.
UCUAGGGAACACAGACUGAGUGUUCCAGAUAAUCCCUUUCGCGGUCCUGCCUGACCGUCAGGCCUACGGGCUGUGUGCCUGGGCUUCCCGGGACUGGCUGGGGUCUGAGGAGGACCCACCCAGCUACAGGAUGAGGCUGGUCACCAGCUCCUUGAUUCUGUGGCUCAGCCUGGGGGGCGGCCUGGCACAGAGCGACACCAGCCCUGACGCAGAGGAGUCCUAUUCAGACUGGGGCCUCCGGCACAUCCGAGGCAGCUUCGAAUCUGUCAACAACUACUUUGAUUCCUUUCUGGAGCUGCUGGGAGGGAAAAAUGGAAUCUGUCAGUACAGGUGCCGAUAUGGAAAGGCACCAAUGCCCAGACCGAACUACAAGCCUCAGGAGCCCAAUGGCUGCAGCUCCCACUUCCUGGGUGUAAAGGUACCAGAAAGUAUGGACUUGGGCAUUCCAGCAAUGACCAAGUGCUGCAACCAGCUGGAUGUCUGUUACGAUACUUGCGGUGCCAACAAGUACCGCUGCGAUGCGAAAUUCCGAUGGUGCCUCCACUCUAUCUGCUCUGACCUGAAGCGAAGUCUGGGCUUUGUCUCCAAUGUGGAAAUAGCAUGCGAUUCUCUGGCUGACACUGUGUUCAACACUGUGUGGACCUUGGGCUGCCGACCCUUUAUGAACAGUCAACGGGCAGCCUGCAUCUGCGCAGAAGAGGAAAAAGAAGAGUUAUAAGGAAGAGGUGAUUCCCUGCUAGUUCUGAGUGACACCACAGCUGUCAGUACUGGAGAGGGGAACAUGAGGCAGAUGUGUCUCAUGCCUUUUUCCAAAAGCUUGGACGCCUCAAAGCAGGAGGAAGGAAACACUUGACAGCUGGAACUUGAGUCCCAUCCUUUGAGGAGAAUUGGAAAGAAGACAUGGAGUGAUCUGAAGCCCACUCGUUACUUUAACGCUGGUCUCCCCAACUCAGACACAUUCGCCUGGAAAUUCAGGCUCUUCACUUAAAGACUCUAUAAAUGAAGACUAAAUACUGGGAAUCCUGAACUUAACAAUCACAUUCAUAAGUGAAAUUUUGGAGAGUCCAACCAUUUGGGAAGCAGUGAGUUUCCUCUAGUCCAUGUGUCAGUUGCCAGUAAGCAUCUCACAUAUAAUAAAGUGUACUUUUUAGAAAAUUUGAAAA